CGCAACUUGAUUCAGGAAGUACGUGUUUAAGAUUUCAGCUCGUCUUCGUGUUUGAAAGAAAUAGUUCACAAAUCCACAAACCUCCUGUGUGUUUGGAUACCAAGGACAAUAAUUAACUGGAAAAUGUCCGGUAGUACCGAGACAGCAAACAUAUCGUCGCUUGGGAAGGGCGACACUUUGCAUCAACAGGUCCUCGCCUCCUUUCCACUGUGUCACAUGACUGAAGAAGAUCUGAUCCAGAACCCGCAGUUUUGUAAACUCCUGGCCACUCUGGCACAGCAUGUGGAUCAAACCGGACUCACCGCUCCGCUGAAAACAGAGCUGGACAAGGCUGAAAAGAAGCUGCAGAUUCAGAAACUUCAAUGGCUGCGCUCCGAGAGCCUGCACAGAGGGCUGCAGGAGAUGAUCCAGAACCACUGUGUCAGGAAGCACCAUGCCACUGUACCCCCUGACCAGAACAUGUUCUAUGAGACGAUGGAGAGGUGUCUACUGGUGGCUCAGUGUGUCAGGCAGCUGGAUCCCAGUAACACAACAAACCAGGACCAGCCGUCGGUCCUAGGCCUGACCCCCCAGCUCGUGAUGGAGCUCAUGCCUUCCGAGAAGAAUGUACAAAGACUGAAACAGGGUCUACCAAGACAGCUGGAGAAACAUCUCAAAGAAAAGUGUCUGAGCCUUCUCUCUUACUAUCAGCCUGAAUGGGAGCGUGAGAGCGAGGGUCUAAAGAUGACCAAGCUGUCUCAUCUGUCAGCACAGCUGGACAAAGAGAAGAAAAGAGCAGAAAGUCUGAAGGAGACGUGCAGAGAAAACACGGUUCUUCUGCAGAGACAGACUGAGCUCUACCUCAGUGAGCUGACAAAGUGCAUUCAGCUUCUCCAGUCUUUCAUCUUGAACCACAGGCUGAAGAUCCAGACAGAUCUGGACAGGAAGAAAUUGGAUUACUUUGAAGGCAAAUGUGAAUUAAUCUUGCAGAAGAUAAAGGCGGAGAUGGUGGAAAUCCAGCUGGAUACAUACACGCCUGACUCGAUAUCUGCUCACAGAAAAAUAAGGGAGAAGCUGGAGUCUGAGCUGAAGGCGUGUAAAGCGGAAAAGCAGUCUGUCGAGUUGAAGCUGGCCUCCUUCGAGAUCUUGGGCAAAGACUUUGAGGCGCUGGCCGAGGAGUACUGCAGAUUACGGCAGGAGAUAGAGAUGAAGAACUGGGCAUUGAAAGAAUUCACCCAGUAUAAGUGAAGGCCGUAUCUGAUGCUGGCACACCAGCCUUGCCCUCAUCCCGCUCUGGAAUUCCACAGAAUGACAUGCUGGCUUUUAAUUGUUGGACACAAACUGUGGGCCUUUAGCCUGCUGUAACUUUGUAGCAUGUCCAUAUUAUUUCAGAUAACAGGACUCCUGAAAGUGCCACUGAAGUGGUUCAGGCUUUUUAGUUUAAACCUGCUUGAUUCACAGUUCAAAACAGAAACAGUCUGAUUCUUCUUCCCUCUGCCAGAGCUGCAACGUCCUUUGACAUCAUCUACGAGCUGAGUCCAUUGAUUCAGAAGGACGCCUGUAUCUGGAUUAAUUAUUGAUACUUUGCUGAGAUCAUCAUUAUGAGGGAAUGAAUAUGAAUUUGUGCCAAGAAGAUGCAAAAUUGCAUUUGUUUAAUCACCCUGCACCCUGCUAAAGAAUUUUUCCAAAAAUUCCAGAUCCGCAUUAAGUUGACUCCAAAACCUUUGCUGGAUAAAAUGUUUGCAUGUUUAUGAGUAAUGCAGAGAUUAAUAAAGCUAUUCAUUUGAAUAAGAAGCACUGUUACAAUAAACUUAUAAUAUCUUUCAUGUGGCUACAUUAACAUUUUGGAUUGCUUUCUAAUAUUGACAUUAUUGUUGUUGUUGUUGUUGUUAUUAUUAUUAGUGUAAAUUCAUACAUCUUUAUGGACACUGAAAAGUGUGCAUGUCAGUUGUAGAUGGAAGAGCACGAGUGAAGCAUCUAUUCAGUGCCUCGGUCCAACGUUGUCUGAAGAUAAAAGUCUUCCUUUAACAGUUUAUGUAACUAUGUAAUAUAAAUUUUCAAUUCAGUUAUUAAACUUACUA
This is a messenger RNA of Neolamprologus brichardi, 2060 nucleotides long. It is a transcript of the gene haus4, whose product is annotated as HAUS augmin-like complex, subunit 4. Lineage: Eukaryota; Metazoa; Chordata; Actinopteri; Cichliformes; Cichlidae. Gene Ontology annotation, molecular function: microtubule minus-end binding. Gene Ontology annotation, cellular component: HAUS complex. Gene Ontology annotation, biological process: spindle assembly; centrosome cycle. The record is from RefSeq and is a predicted model, not a curated record.